This is a messenger RNA of Saccostrea echinata, 1186 nucleotides long. RefSeq names its product ATP-dependent RNA helicase SUV3 homolog, mitochondrial-like. Gene Ontology annotation, molecular function: RNA helicase activity; ATP binding. Gene Ontology annotation, biological process: RNA catabolic process; mitochondrial RNA 3'-end processing. The record is from RefSeq and is a predicted model, not a curated record. Lineage: Eukaryota; Metazoa; Mollusca; Bivalvia; Ostreida; Ostreidae. The transcript has 9 exons. The coding region runs from base 8 to 1186 and encodes 392 amino acids. Gene Ontology annotation, cellular component: mitochondrial degradosome.
GAAAAAAAUGUUUAUUAUGAAAUCAACAAUGUACAUGCUACGAAGGUUUCUCAAAGGAAAUACAUAUUGUGCAUGUCGGAAGUUUCUAACUGAUGCUGAAUUUUGUGGUUUUAAUCGAACCACCUACAUAAAGAAAUUGCCUCACUUAAAAGAUUUCAGGAAGAACGAAGUGUUAAGAGGCAUUCACUCGAAGACAUCGGGGAAUAUAGAGGAUAUCUCGGUAAAAGAAACUGUCUUGGAUACACUCAUCGAUCCAACGGGAACAGGGAGAGAUAUGACAGGUGAUCUUGAUCCGGACUUGGUAUCUCAGACAUUGAUGAGUUUUUCAAAGCGUUCUGAAGUAUUUAAAGCAGCAGAAAUGGAGGGUUUAAAGGAACCUUUCUUAUCCAAAGCAAUGGAGCGUUUUAUUGAAUUUCUGACAAGUAAUUUAAAUCAGCUUCCUGCCCAGUUGCAUGUGGUUUUAUACGACAUUAUUAACAGAGAAGGUGAAGGAAAGCAUGUGGAUGAUUUAUUUCCAUUUUUCAUUGACCAUGCCAAGAAGAUAUAUCCACAUUUUGAGUUUAAACAAGACCUUCAGCUAAUCUGUGAUCUAACGCAACCUGCUAAUUGGUAUCCUGAAGCUCGAAGAAUGAAGAGAAAAAUUGUUUUUCACAGUGGGCCUACUAACAGUGGGAAGACUUAUCACGCACUAAAGUCAUUCAUGAAUGCAGAAAGUGGUGUGUACUGUGGCCCACUUAGACUGCUAGCAGUGGAAGUAUUUAACAAAUGUAGAGAAAAUGAAGUCCCCUGUGAUUUGGUGACUGGAGAAGAGAGACAGUACCAUUUUAGGCCUGAUAAACCUGCAGCCCACAUCUCCACAACAGUAGAGAUGACCAGCACCACAACAGAAUAUGAUGUGGCAGUCAUUGAUGAGAUUCAAAUGUUGAGGGACCAGGAGAGAGGAGGGGCCUGGACAAGGGUACUUCUGGGUUUAUGUGCCAGAGAAAUCCAUCUCUGUGGAGAGGAGGCAGCCAUUAAUCUUGUACGGAAGAUCGUCGGCAGUACAGGAGAUACAUUAGAGGUAAAACGUUAUGAACGUUUAACAAAACUGAGGUUCGACACCAAACCAAUAGUGAAAGAUGUUGCCAUUGUUACUAGAAAUAGAAAUUUUUAUGAAAUCUCUACCUCUUCUACAAAUUUGGUUUGA